Molecule: messenger RNA, 489 nt
Organism: Cryptomeria japonica (Japanese cedar)
Lineage: Eukaryota; Viridiplantae; Streptophyta; Pinopsida; Cupressales; Cupressaceae
Product: mavicyanin-like
Exons: 2
Coding region: 1-489 (162 amino acids)
Cellular component (GO): plasma membrane
Molecular function (GO): electron transfer activity
Source: RefSeq, a predicted model, not a curated record
AUGGCCAUCAGCAGGAUCUCCAUGGGAGCUAAGCGCUUAACCCUGCUACUAGCGUUUGCGUGUCUGACAUCCCUGCUCUCUGUGCGCGUGGAAGGGAAGGAUAUUGUAGUGGGUGACGAAAACAACUGGAAACUCGGUUUUAAUUACACGGCCUGGGCAGAAACUAAAACUUUUAAGGUUGGGGACACCCUGGUGUUCAAUUAUGGCAAGGGAUCCCAUAAUGUACAAUCUGUAAGCGGAGCAGCAUUCAAAGAUUGCAGUACGGGAUCAGACGCUGUAUCAUUCGAAAGUGGAGAGGAUCGCGUUCCAUUGAAGACGGCUGGGAAUAUGUGGUUCUUAUGCUCUGUGGGAAAGCACUGCCAAAAUGGCAUGAAAUUUAAAAUCACUGUUUUGCCGGCAGAGACAGCACAGGCCGCCCCAUCUAUGUCUUUAGCUGCGUUUGCGUUCACGGUUGUCAUUCUCGCCUGGAUGGCGGUUUUUCUCCUUUAA